Messenger RNA from Thelazia callipaeda (thelaziosis nematode), 1002 nucleotides. The record is from the annotation of a GenBank genome assembly. Lineage: Eukaryota; Metazoa; Nematoda; Chromadorea; Rhabditida; Thelaziidae.
AUGUUAGCAACAAUGCAAGGAGAAUGUCUAAAAUCAGUAAUGAUAACUUUACAGAAGAAAAUGCCACAGGAAUCGAUGAUGGAACCAUUUUCGAUCAGUGAACUUUUCGAUGAAGAGGACCCAAAAAAAUUGGCGAUAGAAAAUGCAGAUUUGGAGAAAAACGAACUUUCGAAGAAUAAGGAUGAAAAAAGUGAGGAAAAAAAGCAAAAAAUAAAAAAUAACAAAAAUAUAUUUGAAGGAAAACAAGCAAAGGGUGAAGCUAGUGGACAACUGAUGAUGCUAAAUGAAGACAAAGAAGCUAAGAACACAGUACCAGACAAAUAUUCGCUGAAAAAUAUACCUGAAAUUGUAGAAGCCGAAGAAAGUACUGAUAUAGAGAAGAUAAAUUUUAGCAAAGAAAAGGGGGAAGAAAAAAUGAAUAAGCAAAAUGAAGCUGAGGUUAAGAAGCAAACUGAAAUUAAGAUCGGUGAAGCUGGGGUUAAAAAGCAAACUGAAAUUAAGAUCGGUGAAGCUGGGGUUAAAAAGCAAAAUGAAAUUAAGAGCAGUGAAGCUUGGGUUAAAAAGCAAAAUGAAAUUAAGAGCAGUGAAGCUGGGGUUAAAAAGCAAAAUGAAAUUAAGAGCAGUGAAGCUGGGGAUAAAAAAACUAUAGCAGAGUUUGAUUUGAGUACUGUAAUCGGACGUGAGCCAACAGAACUGUAUUAUGCACUAAAGGGUGGCAAUCGUAAAGUUAAGAUCACUAAUUAUACAGGACAGAGACAAGCUAUAAAGGUGAAAUGUUCAAACAAUCAACGUUAUCGAGUAAAUCCGGUAUAUUCAUUCCUAGAAGCUGGUGCAGUAAAAUAUGUUGACGUUUCUUGUCUUCCAGGACGCGCUGCAUUUGAUAAACUUGUGUUCAUUUACACACCGGCUUUACCGAAUGAAGUUAAUGCAUCAUCACUAUUUAACAAAUCAAGAAAAUAUAUGACUUUUGAAGUACCAAUAAAUGUUAUCUCAGACCAAUAA